CUUCUAAACGGCAGUUCUGGAAACAGGCCUGGAAGUUGGCUGUGGGGGCUGCGUGCCAACGGUGGGAGCUGUGCGCCGCGCUCCGGGCAGGGAAGUCUCCUUCGUGUGCUCUUUGGAUGAACAACAGUUCCAAGCUGCAUCAUCCUCAUUUCUUCUUGGCAGUUCCUGAGGAAACGAGGAGUAAUAUCUUGGAACGCCUGUCAGAACACCGGCGAGGCCGUCAUGAUGAAGCACUAACCUCAAUGUACCAUGAGCUUGCUUUCAUUGCCAGGGAGAUGGAACCCUUUGUUUUGGAGCCUGGAAAAUUCCUUCUGACAAAACUGAUGGAAUCCGAUAGAAAAAUUAAACUUCUGUUCAAAAAGAUUGAGUUUGACACCACUCUGGAAGGUUUCUCGAUUGAAGGUUUGGAAGAACUGUGGAGUACCAUCCACCAGGAAUCCUUAACCAGAAGGAAGUGGAUUAAGGAAAUGAAUGAAUCCCUAAAAAAGGUUGAAAGAAGUCGAGCUGAUCAAGUGAGCUCUGUACUGAGGAAGUAUACUAUGAUACUGGAAAACAUUUCCUUCUUCUUGUCAGCUGAUGUUUACAGGUUCAUGAACGAUGAGGCCAUGCUGAUUAACAGAGCACUGUUGGCUAAUCAGAGGGCAAUUGCCAAGCUGUUCUUUAAUCUAAUGAAAUCAGAGCUGAAGAAGGAAUUAUUCCAUCGAUUGAAAUGGCAAGACAGAGUCAAGGACUGGAAGCUCAUCCAAAAGAACUGUAUAGUUCACAGUUUCAGAGAAUUUAUGGCAAAUGAAGAAAUACAGAAUCCCCCGUCUGUGAAAGCAGAAAUGGAAAAUAUGAUAACAGAUCAGAUUUUACUCAGCGAAAGGAGACUGGAGUUUUUGCAGCACCUGGGUGAUUUGUUGCCUCCAACACACACAAAAGCUGAGACAAGUGAAUGGUACAGAUCUUUGGUGAAUAUAAACAAAAGUAUAGAUACCUACAAUGUGCAGUGUAUGAGGAAAAUACGCAUUCAGUACAAGAGAGUCCAGCAGACGUGUUUGGCAGCAAUGCAGCAACACAAGAAUAACUUGUUGAAUCUAAACAUUUGCACAAAAGAAGAGGCUGAAGAAAUUGUGAAUUCAGACUUUCUUCAGUUGACUGAGAAACUAGAAAAUCACUUUGAAGAAGAACUGAAGCAUAUGGAUAGAGACUUUGAGGAGCUGGCUAAACAGCAUGAGCAGAAUUGUAAAGACUUGUACAGCUAUUUUCAGGAGGCCAUGGGUCUCUGGGAUAUUCAUCAGCUCAAACUGUCCCAGCGGGAAGAUGAACUUCAGAAGAAAUUAGAUGAAUGCAGGCGGGAACAUGAUAACUUAACUCAGAUGCUGGAAGCUAAUCUGGAUAUAAUUUUGGAUAAAAUGAGAAGAGAAAGCUCUGAAGAAGAUCUGAAGAAAUAUUUGGAGAAUGCAUUUUCUUCUUUAGAUGACAUCAGAGCUAGAUAUGAGACCUUCAACCAAGUUCUAAUGGAUAAAGUAAUGGCUUACCCAGAAGCUGUUUUGCAGGAGUUGAUUUCUUAUAGUAUAUCCAUCAGCCAAUAUUUUAAUGUGAAAGAAAUCUUCAAACAGAACUUGCAAGGAAAGACAGGCUCCACUCUUCAAGAUCAAGGUAAUACCUCAAUGGUGCAAACAGAACUAGUUAGGGCUUCAGAAGCUGAAUGCCUGGUGGAGCAGCAAGCUGAGAGCAGUGUGCAAGAAAAUGAAGGAGAGGAAAAUAUGAACAGUUGUCAACAGGAAAAUGAAGAAACAAACAUAGCGGAGAAUGAGGAGAUUUUUGCUCAGGAAACUGAAAAAAAGGAGGAAAAUGAAGAUGAGGAAAGUAUUCCUCAUGAAAGUGAAGAAACUGAGCAUGCAGAGCAAGGGGUUAUGUUCAACUGCAGCAAGGCAAGGAGCUCUGAAAUUGCCAUUGAGACUUUUUCCACUUCUAGUGGCAACUCUUACACAGUUCUUGGAGUUGAAGGGGCAGGAAAGACUGGCAUCCCAGAGACUUACUUUACAAAAUAUGAACAAAAAGAAUCACUUCCUGUAUACCUCAAAUACAUACUUCUCAAAGAAAAAGUGUUUGUAGAGCUGAAAAAACGGAUUCGCCUCUGCUUUUUUGAACACUUAGAGAAAUGGUUUGCAGAGUCCUUGUCCAACUCCUGUGUCUUUGUGGCUGCCAAGAAAGAGGAGUUGAAUUCAGAACUUCAGCUGCGUCUUCAUUUCCACCAGCAGAAGCAGGAGAACAUAGAGACAAAUAUCUACAGUGUUAGAGCUGUGGAACUGUUGCUUCACAAAGAGCGCCUGGAAUGCCACUGCGCAGGGGUGGGGGAGGCUCUGGAAAAGGAGAGAGCUGAAUUUCUCAGAUUUUGUGAGCAGCAAGAUAACAUGUGCAAAAACUUAGAAUCACGUCUCCAUGACAUGGAGUCUGUCUUCCUCAGUGCUCCUAUGACUGAGAAGUUAGUUUCUUUCAGCAACAAUCUGCACUCAGAGCUACAUAAUCAUCUGGAAAUGAUCCAGGUUUCCCUGAGGAGUUACCGCAACUAUUUGGAGGAAGCUUUUGGAAAAUUAAGAGAUUCAAAUGUGGCUUUUCUUAAAGCUUGCAGAUUAUUUUUGGAGGGAGGUAACUUUUCUCCUGAGGAGGUGAAGUCCUUCAGCAAGCGUCUUCAGGAGGAGAGUGUGCAUAUUGAUGCUUUCGAAGGUUUAAUCAAGACAGAUAUGGAGAAAAUGGAAUCGAGCUGCCUGGAGCAAGCUACUGAACUUAUCCACCAGUCUGAAACGAAAUUCCAUUAUCUCUUUAUGAAUCGAGUCUUUAUGGAGAAGAUCCAACAAUUUUUGACAAAUCUACGAGUGCGAAUCAAGUCAGAGGUAGCAAAUUCCAAUUUGCAGGCAAUGGCAUUAAACUCUUAUCUGGAGAAGCUUCGUCAAAAGGUAGAUGCUUGUGCCCAUCCUACUGCAGAUGCUAAAGCCUUGACUUCAGAAGAGUUGUAUGAUUUUGCCAAAGUAGCGUUGAAAGGUCUGAAAAAGAGGAGCCAGUAUCUCGACUGCUUGCUAGUAAAAGCAAUGAGCCUGCAGGAGAAUGAAGACUUUACCCCUCUUGCAAUGGAUGUUACAUUACAGGAUCCAAUUGCUGUUGGCACUCGAACACAGUGUCUCAAAGAUGAGAACAAAGUGAUGGUGAUGGGGCUGGAUCCUGUCAAAUUUCCUUUGUUAAAUCCAAGCAGAAUGGGAAAAUCUGCAGUUGAUGAUUUAGGAAUAAGUGUUAUCAAAAAUUUACUUGAAAUACAGAAGUACACCAGACCAGUUCUCAGUGACAAGGAAUUCCAGAUAUUUGAAGAGAAGCCUCCAGAAUCUGAUACUUUUAAGGGGAUUAUCAUGAAUAUUCUCUGGACAGGUAACAACGGCUUGCUCUGCCUUGCUGAGGAGUUUUACCAAAAAGAGAAGCCUCAAGUCACAAAAAUCACAAUGCCCGAAGAUCUGCCAGAGACAUUUGAACAUUGUGCAGAAGUGCUCAGACAGAAUCUUUUGUCAUACCACAGUCAGACAGAUGAUUACUACAAUUCCUGUCUUAUAGAAUUUCAGGAUCAGCUGAAGUCGUUUGAGAAGGAGCUCUCUUACGUCUCCCUGUUGGCGGUUCAAAGCCUUUUCAAAGAACAUGAGCAGAAGCUCCACUAUUCCACUGGUCAGAUUCGGCUGCUCUUCAGUAAACAGCUGGAAGAGUGGGAGAACCUGCAGGCUGCACACAAGAAUCAGUUACAUCCCUCCCUGGGACACCCAGACAACUUGCUGCAGCUGGAUGCUUUGUGUCAAGAAGAACUAAAAAGGCAAAAAGAGCAACGUGAUGGUAUUCACCUCAACAUGCAGAUGCUGCAGGACUGUGCUGCUGAGUGUGCUCAGAACUUUGUUUCUGCACUAGCUGCCUUCACUGAAAAGCUGCUUCUUGAAUUAGAUGAAAGUGUCACUGCUGAUGAUGUACAAGUACCAAAAAUUGAAAUGUCGAGAGAGAAAACAUCCACUCUAAUGCGCUGUAAACAAGCUGGACUUCCCCUUGAAAUCUGUGAAGUUAGAGAGAUAAGUGGACGUGGGAGCAGGACUUGGCCAGGAAUACCCUUGACUACUCUUGCAGACAAUGCAGACUAUGUUCUUUGCAGGGAAACUGCAUCAAUUACAACAGCUAAGACUACACUGGGCCAUGUAGCAGCAGUAGAAGCAAGAGAUGCUGUAUAUAAGACAUACAAACGUAAUCUUGAGCAGCAGUUUGCCCAGAUCAAGGAAGAAAGUACAGCUCAGCUGCGGGCAAUUCAGCAUUGGGAAGAGUGGUGGAAACGAUCCAUCCAGAAGAUAAAACAACUCUAUAGAUGA
Nestor notabilis (Kea) is the source of this 4373-nucleotide messenger RNA. RefSeq names its product coiled-coil domain containing 180 (gene CCDC180). The annotation marks the transcript as partial. The record is from RefSeq and is a predicted model, not a curated record. The transcript has 33 exons. NCBI's taxonomy places the organism in Eukaryota, Metazoa, Chordata, Aves, Psittaciformes, Psittacidae.